Brassicogethes aeneus is the source of this 2303-nucleotide messenger RNA. Lineage: Eukaryota; Metazoa; Arthropoda; Insecta; Coleoptera; Nitidulidae. The record is from the annotation of a GenBank genome assembly.
AAGUGCUAACUUAGUAGCAUUCGCUAAAUUCCUCGACAACAUUUUUUUGUGUUUAUUUUAAAUAAAAUCGCUUUUAAAUCUAACAUAACCUAAAAUAAAAUCUACGGUGGCACCAUCUGACAGCUGUCGAGUUAAACUUUCAAAAUUCAAAAUUCGAGCAAAACUUCAUUAAAUCGAUAUUAAAAAAUGGUCGAAUUAAAGUUAGAAACUAAGUUAAAGAGUCUAUGUGACGUGGUUUCAGAUUUGGAGAAAUCUGAGCAUUCGUUAAUUAAUCAGCUUUUGAAAUAUAAAGAUUUUGAACUGAAUAAGUAUAUAAGGGAUAUUGAAAAUCAAAGAAAUAAUGAGUAUAAAGAUAUUAAAACCACCAUAAAUAAUGUAAUUGAAAAGUUAAAUGAAAAGCUGAAGCUUUUUCAAGAUAGGUCUUUCCCUGAAAUUGAAGAAAUACCAAAAUUUAAACAUGAUAUGUUGAACAUACAACAUUCUAUAAUAGAAUUAAAACGUUCUUCUGAAUCAAAAAUGUAUGAGUUACAAGAUGAAGAAGAGAUCCUGGUUAAGGACUUGGAAACAAUAAAAGAAGAGAUUGAAAAACCGAAAAAAAAAUUAGAUAAGUCGAAAAAAAAAUUGCCAACAUUAGACAAAAAUGUUAAAAAACCUUCUGGGAAUAAAAAAUUAGUGCUUGAUCAGGAAACACAGGAGUUUGUUGAUUUUAUCACAGCAAUUAAUGAUAAUCACCAUAAAAUAUCUAGGAAUGAUAUUGUGGUAUUUUAUAAAACUGCUAAGAAAUCCAAUGAUUUGGACGAAUUGUUUGAAAACUUUUUGGAUGUGAAAUCAGAGUUAGAAAACGAAAUAAUAUCGAGUUUGACCGAAUGGUAUGCUCAAUUUGUACACCUAAAAGAAGAAGAAAAACGCGUUUAUAGCAAAUGGAGACUGUCAAAAAUAAAACAAAAACAGAACAAAGAAAACGCGUUUAAAAGAAUCGACAAUCAGCUGGAUUUGGUUACACUUAAAGAAAACCUAAUAGACUGGAAAAAAAGCCGGGAUGAAGACCGAAAGUCUAAAACUGCAUAUGACAAUUUUUUUAACAUGGAGAAUAAAAGGAAAGAAAUUAACGAAAUAAACAAAAGGAGUAGAGUAAAAAGCCAGAUAAGCCAGUGGAAAAAAGAAUGUGAAAAAAUCGAUAAAGCACAAAAAAUAAAGGAUAAACAACCAAAAAAACCCAAGCAAACUGGUGUAAAUAAGAAAAUCAAGCAAUAUCAACAAAAAGACGAAGAAUUUAUACUGAAAAUGCAAAAAGCAAAGAAAAAUAUAAAAGUUAUAAAAGAGGUAAACUCACCCAAAAAUAAAAUUGAGGUCAAAAAAGAUUCCCAAAGAAUCCAUAAAAUGACUAAACAAUGGUUAAACAGAAUCAAGGACAAAGAACCACGUUAUAAACCAUCUAAGGAAAUUAAGGCCGUACAAAAAUUUUGUGAUAAUGUAAAUAGAAUACUUAUUGCUAAAUCUAAUGCGGAAAAGCUGAAGCAACCCAGUUUUAAAAGUCAUAUAGUCAGAUUAACUUAAUUAAAUAAAUCAUACAUUUUGAAAACACCUGAUUGGAGAAAGGCUGAUGGAUAACUAAAUAAAUGAUUUUUGAAGUUUUGUAAUGUUAAAAUAGUUUGGUUUUAUAUUACAAUUUUGUAGAAUAAAUGUUUUUUAUUUUAAUUAAAACAUUGAGAUUUAAAAUAAAUGAUAUACGUUUAUUUUUAAAUUUUUAGCAGUACUUUAUAUUACUUAUAAAUGACUAGACCUAAAUAAACUAAGGUAAAGAGUAAAGCAAUAAUAUCAUUGUAUGCAUAAAAAUUGUUGUAUAAAAAAGUGUGGCAAGUAUAAAAAUGGUUUGUAAAAAAUCCUAGGUAACCUACCUAUAGGUCUUUGGAAUUUUAGCCUAUACAGGGUGUCUGAAAACAAUAAGAAAAAACUUUCAUGUUACUUUUAAAUAUAAAUGAUAAAAAAUGCUUUUAUAAAUAUGCUCUUUUCCUCUUUAAGGAUUUUGAAUGUUAAAUUUUAUUUUAAAAAUAUGGAUAAAAAUCAAAAUUAUAAGACAAUUUAAACGCUCAGAUAUUUAAUUUUCCAAUUAAAACCUAUUUCAGGACACCCUGUAUAUGCACAAAGGUUAGUUAAGAUUUUUUGUGUUAACAAAUCUUGACUAUGCGUUGUGCAUGCAGCCAUUAGUGAUGCUAUAAACGUAUAAAUUAAAAAUUAUUUGUUUAAAAGAGGUCUUUCAGAUGCUGGAUAUUCGGUAUCAUCAAAUUGUCUUAGAUGAAUCU